GUCCUCUUCCACUUUUUCACCUAUUAAUUCCUUACACUUUAUCCACCUUGAUAACUCCACCCAGUUUCCCCCCUUCUUAAUAAUGCUCAACCAUUCUCCAUUUCCACCAAAACCUCAUUGUAAAUUCUGAUACGUAGACUUCCUUAACAAUGGAGGGCAAAAACUUUGAAGGAAGGCAAACAUGGAAAGAGAAAUCGAAGAAAGAUGUUGAGGAAGUAGAGGAUGACUACUCGGACGAAGAAGACACCAGUGGCGGUGGUGGAGGGUUGAUGCUGAGAUUUGAAGAAAAUGAGAGGCAGAAGAAAGCUGCUGCAGCUGGAAGAAGAGGAUCUGGUGGUGGAGGUGGAGGUGGGGUUUCACAGCCAUCUUGUCAAGCGGAAAGGUGCGGGGCUGAUUUGGUUGAUGCAAAGAGGUACCACCGCCGGCAUAAGGUUUGUGAGUUUCAUUCGAAGGCAGCUGUUGUGAUUGUUUCCGGGACUCGACAGCGGUUUUGUCAGCAAUGCAGCAGGUUCCAUGAGCUAAUCGAAUUUGAUGAAGCAAAGAGAAGCUGUCGCCGGCGUCUGGCAGGACACAAUGAGCGACGCCGCAAGAGCUCAGGCGAACCUUAUGGAGAAAGCUCGAGCCGGAGAGGGGUUGGUCACCAAUACAACGAAAGUCAGACUAGAUAUCAGAUCACGCCCCCAGGAAACUCUUCCUCCAAGCGUUGCCAGAUCAGAUAAGGCCAUGCAUCGAUAAGGCCAUGCAUCUUGUGAUCUGCUCUCUACAUGCUCCCUCUCUUCUGUCAUCCAUGGCUUUAUAGAACCUCUAAGUAUGAUUGUUCUAGUUAAGCUAUUUAUUUGUCUACCUAGCUACCUACAACCUUAUGUUGGUGCGCUUUGCCAUUACAUAUGUAAGCUUCUAAAGCUAAUGUGGUGUAUGGUUAUGUAGUUUCGACUUGUGUUAAACUAAUGCUUAACACUAUUCUGGAUGUUUCAAUAAGACAAUUGGGAAUGUUUAUGUAGGAA
Molecule: messenger RNA, 1004 nt
Organism: Pyrus x bretschneideri (Chinese white pear)
Lineage: Eukaryota; Viridiplantae; Streptophyta; Magnoliopsida; Rosales; Rosaceae
Product: squamosa promoter-binding protein 1
Exons: 2
Coding region: 150-719 (189 amino acids)
Cellular component (GO): nucleus
Molecular function (GO): DNA binding
Source: RefSeq, a predicted model, not a curated record